GUUAAGUCCAUGAUCGGUGCUACUUUUCUAAAGGCUUUGUGUAUUCAAAAAGCCUUCUGUUUAAGACGUACACUUACUCCUUGCAUCAAAUUUACUGUGCUAGGUGUGCCUUUCAAAAGGUGUCUUAAGGUUUUACCUACAAGCAGAAUCUUACAGAAAAUGUCCAGUGAAGCCGAAGAUUUGUCAGUGUCAACAGCAAAGAAACCAAAGUUCUCUGUCCUUGAUGUAGAUGAAUGGCAAAAAAGAUGGGCUGAGAGAAAAAUUGGAUUCCAUCAGGAUGCAGUUCAUCUCUACUUGGAAAAGUAUAUAGACAAACUGCUGAACAAGCAUGAAAAAAUUGAUGUUUUCAUGCCCCUGUGUGGUAAAGCUGUGGAUAUUAAAUGGCUGGCCGACAAAGGACACAGUGUGGUAGGUGUGGAAUGUUCCUCCAUGGCUCUGGAGGAGUUCUUUGAUGAACAGAAUGUAGAGUAUACUACAGAACCUGUCAAUGAAGUUAAAGGUUCCCUCUAUAAGAGCAAAGAUGGAAAAAUUAAGCUGUAUUGCUGUGACUUUUUUGCAUUCAACAAAGAUAUUGCUGGUCAGUUUGAUGCCAUCUGGGACAGAGCUGCAAUGGUGGCGAUCAAUCGAAGUGACAGAGUAAAGUAUACUGAUUUGCUGAAGAGUCUGAUGAAGCCGGAAUGUCGUUUGGCAUUAGUUACUCUAGAGUUUGAUGAAUCUUUACAUGCUGGACCACCACAUGAUUUCCCUGAGGAUAAUGUCAGAGAGCUGUAUGAAGAGACAUGCAAUGUGGAGAUGGUGGAGUCUAUGGACGGCUUGAAGGAGAGACACAAAGGCUGGGGACUGAGCUCACUGGAGGAAAAAUUUUAUGUUAUCAUGAAAAAAUAGUCAUUUUAUCAUUACAUGUAGUUAAUCAAUUUCCCAGAGUGCAUUGCAGUUCCCUACACUGGUUCACUCCCUUACUCUGUACUCUCUGUCAGGGCUGCUCUCUGCUCACAAAGGACUGGUAGUGGGUAACCAUGGUGAUUUCUUCAUAGGUAAAUUUCAAUAUCUGGUGAUGUACGUAUUACUUAUUGAAAGCAAGGAAAAUGAAUAAUACACCAAAAGCUAUGGAUUUCAGCCUCAAGAGUAAAUACAUACCCUUUGGUCAAUAAGCAAAUGAAGAGAAUCACAAGUUUCACUUUUUGAAAUAACUUCAGGCAAAUAGUGUUCAAUGUGCUUAUGACAAUGACAUUAUAGACCCUUGUUGCUUCAGCUGAAGUUACCAUCUCUAUGAUGACACGAUGAGCAAUAAAGAUGGCACAUACUGAAGUAGAAAAUCAAGAUGGUUACUCACUAUCAAUCCUCUGUGUAGUGUUCACAAGGGAGAUAACUGAGGAGGGAACAGUCUAUAUAGUUAUCUAUAUAUGGAGGGGUAGCAAUGCACUCUUGGAGAUAUUUCUUAUUAACAGAGAUCAUUCUAGACAGGUUUUGUAAUCAUGGGUUGUAUAUUUAACAG
This is a messenger RNA of Pecten maximus, 1495 nucleotides long. RefSeq names its product probable thiopurine S-methyltransferase. The transcript has 9 exons. Bases 10 to 885 code for a protein of 291 amino acids. Gene Ontology annotation, molecular function: thiopurine S-methyltransferase activity. NCBI's taxonomy places the organism in Eukaryota, Metazoa, Mollusca, Bivalvia, Pectinida, Pectinidae. The record is from RefSeq and is a predicted model, not a curated record.